Labrus mixtus (cuckoo wrasse) is the source of this 1975-nucleotide messenger RNA. Its product is annotated as H-2 class I histocompatibility antigen, Q9 alpha chain-like. Gene Ontology annotation, cellular component: external side of plasma membrane. Gene Ontology annotation, biological process: immune response. The transcript is spliced from 5 exons. The record is from RefSeq and is a predicted model, not a curated record. The coding region runs from base 342 to 1373 and encodes 343 amino acids. NCBI's taxonomy places the organism in Eukaryota, Metazoa, Chordata, Actinopteri, Labriformes, Labridae.
ACGGGUUUUGGUGCGUUUACUGACAUCUGUAAACUUUACAAUCAUGGUAUGUAAAAGCUAAUGUGGUAGGCUAACUAGUAUUCAAGCCACUCAUUAAGAAAAUAUUACAACUGCAAAAAGUAAUAAAUAUGAAUCCUGAAACAUGUUUUUCCCGUUGUUAACGUGAAUGAGAAACGUAAAAAACUAAAAGUCUAAAAAAGCUAAAAGUUUGGACAACUGUAGUUAACGAGCUUACCCUGAAUGCACCACCAAGACGAUAGAAGCAUACAAAACAAGCGAUUCGACAUGGGGUUAAUAAGUGACUUUUAAAGACGAGGGGGGGGGAGAGGUUUGAGUUAAACAUGUGUGUCAUCACAGUGUUUGUCCUGUUGGCGACAGGACUGAAGGUAACCGCCGAGACGCAUUCCCUCAUGUACACCUACACGGCCUUCUCCAAACCUGUCGGGCUCCCGGGCGUUCACACCUUCACGGCCAUGGGUCUGCUCGACGACAUUAUCAUAGACUACUACGACAGUGAGAGUCAGAAGAAGGUUCCCAAACAAGACUGCAUGAACAAGUCACUGCUUCAACCUUACUGGGUCGAGGGCACAGAGGCCCGCCAGGCCAAGCAGAAGUGGUUCAAAGAAAACAUCGAGAUUCUGAUGGAUCGAAUGAAGCAGAACAGCUCAGACAUCCAUGUGCUGCAGUGGAGGCACGGCUGUGAGGCUGAAAAGCAGACGGCAAACGGCAGCCUGAAGUUCACACGUGGCAUUGACAUGUACAGCUACGAUGGAAAGGACUUCAUUUCCUUCGACGCCACCAACAAAGUCUGGGUCGCAGUAAGUCUGGCAGCAGAACAGACCAAGAGGAAGUGGGAUAACGAGGAGCUGAUACAAUACACCAUCGGCUACCUGCAGAAUAAUUGCAUCGGAUGGCUCCGUGCGUUCAUGAAAUGCAGGGAAGAGCAGCUCGUUCAAGCCGCGCCGCCAAAAGUUCUCAUGUUUGCAAAGAACUCCAAAUUCAAGAAGAACGUCGUUUUGACCUGCCUGGCGACAGGUUUCUUACCCAAAUACAUCGAGCUGAAUAUCAAGAGGGAGGGUCGCGUUCUAAUCGGAGACGAUGGAGUGUAUUCUACAGGCCCCCUUCCCAACGGCGAUGACACCUUCCAGAGGAGAGACAACAUCGAGAUCUUCAGGGAUGACUUAGCGACGUUCACCUGUGAGGUGUCUCACUCAGAAUCAAACUUACAUAUUAAUAUCACCUGGGAUAAAACUGAAGAGUCUGGAAAUCUACAAGCGAUUGGCUGGGUAUCCGGGGGUCUGUUCAUGUUGCCCGUGGCAGCCGUGGUGCUGCUCAUCUUGUAUCAAAGAAACAUUGGCUUCUCUAGAAAAUAAGAUGUUUUGUUAUAUAAACAGAACAUUUAAAUCUAUUUUUGGACACAGCUUUUCUAGAAGUACAGCGUGCUCUGCCGUGUGUUUGUACGAGCUGUAACGUUAUGACUCAGUCCUCUCAGCUGUAAGCCAGAAGGACGUCUGUAUGAAAUCACUCCCAUCAACCCCCCUGUCCUCCCCAGAGGUGCUGCUUGUAAAACAGGCACCUGCUUGGGGGGCCCCAGGCCAAACUUUAAACCACAACAGUGGCUCAAAAUAUGCAGUUUGCAAUGACAGUAGGAAACCUCCCUGUUGGAGCCAUGGAUGGAUAUAAUUGUCUUUAUGGUAUUUAUUGAAGGUUAAGGUAGUCUGUUAUAUAUUGGUGUUUUGGGUUAUUGAUUAUUAUAUCAUUCAUUAGGAUUAUAUUGAGUAGGGGGAUGUCGGGUCACAUGGGUAUGAGCGGAGAUGUGUUGAUUUUUUGUUCUCAGUGGAGGAGAGGGGGUGAGCUGGGUUGCCGUAUUUUUUGUUGACCGCUGUUGUUUCUGGUUCACUGUGAUUAUGAGUUAAUGCACGUUAUCAUAAGUUAAGUUGAUUAUCUUUUUUACGUUAAUAAAAAAAGUCAAACA